Oncorhynchus masou masou (cherry salmon) is the source of this 4862-nucleotide messenger RNA. RefSeq names its product zinc finger protein 391-like. Gene Ontology annotation, biological process: regulation of transcription by RNA polymerase II. The transcript has 5 exons. NCBI's taxonomy places the organism in Eukaryota, Metazoa, Chordata, Actinopteri, Salmoniformes, Salmonidae. Gene Ontology annotation, molecular function: RNA polymerase II cis-regulatory region sequence-specific DNA binding; DNA-binding transcription factor activity, RNA polymerase II-specific. The record is from RefSeq and is a predicted model, not a curated record. Bases 207 to 1370 code for a protein of 387 amino acids.
AACAACGGUCGGACAUCUUGGACGCAGUGUCCAAUUCUUGAAUUUAUACCAGUGGUCGAAUCAGUAACUAGUGCUUUGAAAACUUCAUCGGAGUAUCGGCGCUCCGGUAUCACGAGUCCCAUCACGAAGCCUCGAGCUCGACCGAACAAAGUACAUACCAUAACACAUAUUUUGGUACUUCUUAGAUACUGUAGUUAGCAACAACAAUGAGAAACUGCUGUGCGCUGAAUUGUGCUAAUCGAGCUGGUCAAGGAUGGAGAUUCUUCACUAUACCAAGAGGAUCUCAUCCUUUCCAAAAGAAUAGAAGACGGUUGUGGCUGCAAGCCAUAAAACGGGUGGAUUGGGGCCCUGAUGGUCUGAGGGGUGAUUAUAGCUUGUGUGGAGCUCAUUUCAUCUCUGGAGAACCUUCUAUGGACUACGACAGCCCCGAUUUUGUUCCAUCAAUAUUUCCCCAAGGCAAACAGACAAGAAACUCAAGAAGGACGAGAUGCAGUAAAGCACAGUCUGAUGGCAGUGCUGUUGCCAUGGCAAGUCCAGACACAGAGAUCCAUGUCCUUCCUGACUGUUCUGAAGUGCUGCAUGGUCCUGACUGUUACCAUAGUGACCAAAGCACGCUAGAUCCGAAGCUGAAGGAUGAAAGUCAGACGCUGGACCUGAAUAUUAAAGAAGAAGAUGUGGAUAAUUUUAUGUAUCUAAACUAUUCUGGACUUCUGAAAGAAGAAAAGAAAGAGGAAACGUGGGAGUGUCCUCAGCCUGGGAAAGGGGGGCCUGACUGUAACCAUAGUGACCUAAGCAAGCCAGAUCCAAAGAUGGAGUCAGUCAAGAUGGAGGAUGAAAGUCAGACGCUGGAGCUAACUGUUAAAAUCAAAGGAGAAGAAGAGGAGGAAACCUAUGGCACUGAAUGUGGCAAGACCUCUUUGUCAACAAGGAAUCCGCUCACGUCCACUGGAGAGAAUUCUUACCAUUGCUCUGACUGUGGGAAGAGUUUCAGUCAACAUUCAAACUUAAAACAGCAUCAGAGAACACACACAAGGGAGAAAUCUCAUAGCUGUUCUGACUGUGGAAAGAACUUCAGUCAUAAGGGGAGUUUGGUAUACCACCAGAGAAUACAUACAGGAGAGAAACCGUAUAGCUGCUCUGACUGUGGGAAAUUUUUCAGUCAAAAGGGGAGUUUGUUAUACCACCAGAGAAUACAUACAGGGGAGAAACCGUAUAGCUGCUCUGACUGUGGGAAAUGUUUCAGGCAAAAGGGGAGUAUGGUACAACAUCAGAGAACACAUACAGGGGAGAAAUCCUAUAGCUGCUCUGACUGUGGGAAGAGUUUUACCGCAUCUUCUACUCUAAAGAACCACCAGCGUAAAACACACUAGAGAAAAGCCUUACCAUUGCGCGGACUGUGGGAAGAGCUUCAAUCGACAUCAACAUCAGAGAACAGUGUGUUGGAUGCAUUUGCUGUUUGUUUUGGUUGUUUCAGAUGUUGUGCCCAAUAGAAAUUAAAUGUAAAUAAUGUAUUGUCACUUUUAUUGUAAAUAGAAUAUGUUUCUAAGCACUUCUACAUUAAUAUGGAUGCGACCAUGAUGGCUGGAUGCGACCUAUUUAUGCCUAUGUCUUGGGGGUAUGAUAUUUUUUGUGCGUCUAACUUUCUCACUCAUCAUUAUUCCCGAUUUAAUUCAGAACUAUCUGUAACCAUGGUAACGUCCACAUUAAUGUAGGAGUGUUUAGAAACAUAAUUAUAUUCUUAUUUACAAUAAAAGUGACUCAAAAAUGACAAUACGUUAUUUUACCAUUCAUUUCUAUUGGGGGGAGAAAAAAAUCUGAAACAACCAAAACAAAUAACCAAUGCAUCCAACAAGUUUGUAGAGUCACAAGCUUGAUGUAGUCAUUAUGUGCUAGGAAUAUGGGACCAGAUACUAAGUCUGGCCACUUUAUUACACACACACUGCUUUCAGAACGCAUUCAGACCCCUUGACUUUUCCCACACGUUGUUACCUUACAGCCUUAUUCUAAAAUGGAUUAAAUAAAUACAAAAUCCUCAGCAAUCGACACACAAUACCCCAUAAUGACAAAGCGAAAACAGGUUUUUAAUUUAUUAAAAAUAAACAGAAAUACCUUAUUUACAUAAGUAUUCAGACCCUUUGCUAUGAGACUCUAAAUUGAGCUCAGGUGCAUCCUGUUUACAUUGAUCAUCCUUGAUGUUUCUACAACUUGAUUGAAGUCCACCUGUGGUAAACUCAUUUGAUUGGACAUGAUUUGGAAAGGCACACACCUGUCUAUAUAAGGUCCCACAGUUGACAGUGCAUGACAGAGCAAAAACCAAGCCAUGAGGUCUAAGGAAUUGUCUGUAGACCUCUGAGACAGGAUCGUGUUGAGAGACAGAUCUGGGGAAGGGUACCAGAAGGUGUCUGUAGCAUUGAAGGUCCCCUAGAACACAGUGGCCUCCAUUCUUAAAUGGAAGAAGUUUGGAACCACCAAGACUCUUCCUAGAGCAACCCGGCCAAAUUGAGCAAUCGGGGGAGAAGGGCCUUGGUCAGGGAGGUGACCAAGAACCCUCUGACAAGAGCUCUAGAGUUCCUCUGUGAAGAUGGUUGUUAUUCUGGAAGGGUCUCCCAUCUCUGCAGCACUCUACCAAUCAGGCCUUUAUGGAGAGGCACCUAAAGACUCUGACCAUGAGAAACAAGAUUCUCUGGUCUGAUGUAACCAAGAUUGAACUUUUUGGCCUGAAUGCCAAGUGUCACGUCUGGAGGAAACCUUCCUUACAGUGAAGCAUGGUGGUGGCAGCAUCACGCUAUGGGGAUGUUCUUCAGCAGCAGGGACUGGGAGACUAGUCAAGAUCGAGGCAAAUUACAGAGAGACCUGCUCAGGAACUCAGACUGGGGUGAAGGUUCACCUUCCAACAGGACAACGACCCUAAGCACACAGCCAAGACAACACAGGAGUGGCUUCGGGACACGUCUCUGAAUGUCCGUGAGUGGCCCAACCAGAGCCCAGACUUGAACCCGAUCUAAUCUAUCUUUGGAGAGACCUGAAAAUUGCUGUGCAGCAACGCUCCCCAUUCAACCGAACAGAGCUUGAGGAUGUGCAGAGAAAAAUGGGAGAAAUUCCCCAAAUACAGGUGUGCCAGGCUUGUAGCGUUAUACCCAAGACUCAAUGCUGUAAUCAAGUACUGAGUAAAGUGUCUGAAUACUUUUUGUAAAUGUUUUGUUUUUUAUUUAUAUAAAUUAGCAAAAAUUCAACCUGUUUUUGCAUUGUCAGUAUUGGGGUAUUGUGUGUAGAUUUGAUUCAUUUAAAAAAAAAAGAAAUCCAUUUCAGAAUAAAUUUGUAAUGUAACAAAAUUUGGAAAAAGUCAAGUGGUCUGAAUAGUUCCCGAAGGCACUGUAUUAGUGAGUUUGUCCCAAUACUUUUAGUCCCCUCCAUUUUAGGUGACCAUGUGAAAAAAGUUAUUUUAACUUUUAAAUGUUCACCCAGAUGAAAAUACUCUAUUUAAAGCUGACAGUUUGCACUUUGUAGUCAUUCUAUAAUUUCAAAUACAAAGUGCGAUAGUACAGAGACACAAUUCAUUCAUUGUCACAAUACAUUUGGAACUCACUGUAUUUUUGUUUCUUUUUGAAAUUUUUUAUUGAAAAUAAUCACAUUUAAAGUACUUCAUUGUUAAUCAGAAAUGAUUUGAUAUUGAGAACGGUUGCAGUGGAUCUUUAAGCUGGCAGUGUUCUUCAUUGUGGUCUUCAUCAAUGCUGUUAAAAAUGAACAGUAACCACAUCUCCAUCCACAGUUUUUAUGCGAGUAAAGUGAUACCGUAUUAAAAAAAAUAUCACGACGGCUGUGAUGGAAACUAGUAGCUUUGGUGCAAUUUUCUUUUUGUGUCAAAUUAUUUGGGCAAGAAAUGGUGGUGGAAAUAUUGGAGUCCCACUAUUACUCUGGAAACCAUGAGUUUAUUAUUAGAGAUUAAAUCAGUUAUGAUCUUCAGUGCAUGGUCAUCUUGAUGUUCCUUUCCCGCAAAAUUAAAAGUAUAAAUCAUAUCAAAUUCCUUACAGUAUAUUAGGCAAACCAGGCGGCACUGUUUUCUUGGAUAGCCAGGGGCACACUCCAAUAUUCAGAUACCAUUGAACACGCACUUCGUUUGUGAGUCCGCCAGAUCUGAGGCAGGAGGCAAGACCAGGGUUGUUCUCUUGAGAAGUGUGUUAAUUUGACCAAUUUCCUGUCCUGCUAAGCAUUGAAAAUGUAUGGAGUAAAAAGUUAUUCAGUGAAGAAAUAGUUUUCUAAAAUAAAUAUAGUACAGGUACAGGUUCCUACAAAAAAUAUGACCUAAGUAGUACUUUACACCACUACCUCAACCAAAGUAAGCACAUUUGUUUUUUAACAGAACAGUUUUUGUGAUAAAUCGGUAGAGCUGAAAAUGUGAUGUGUGAAAAACAUUUUUUUUAUUCGGUGCAAAAGAGCACGUUAUCAGCAACUGACUGUUUGGUGGAAACACCACUCCUCAAAUUGGAUGGAAACUUUUUAUUUUACUAGGCAAGUCAGUUAAGAACAAAUUCUUAUUUUCAAUGACGGCCUAGAAACAGUGGGUUAACUGCCUGUUCAGGGGCAGAACGACAGAUUUUGUACCUUGUCAGCUCGGGGAUUUGAACUUGCAAACUUUCCGUUACUAGUCCAAUGCUCUAACCACUAGGCUACACUGCCGCCCCUAACCACUAGUGACUCACUGUGGAAAAGAUGGUAACAAUUAAAAGUGUAAUCAUUGAUUGGGCUUGCAAAGAGCUCACCAGUUUGUUGUCCUAAAACCUGGAAAUUAUACUGAACAAAAAUAUAAAAACACAUGUAAAGUUGUUGGUUUCAUGAGCUGAAAUAAAAUAUCCCAGAAAUGU